Anastrepha ludens (Mexican fruit fly) is the source of this 8328-nucleotide messenger RNA. RefSeq names its product cell adhesion molecule Dscam2 (gene Dscam2). Gene Ontology annotation, biological process: axon guidance; cell-cell adhesion. The transcript is spliced from 21 exons. The record is from RefSeq and is a predicted model, not a curated record. Lineage: Eukaryota; Metazoa; Arthropoda; Insecta; Diptera; Tephritidae. Gene Ontology annotation, molecular function: protein binding. Bases 1615 to 7827 code for a protein of 2070 amino acids. Gene Ontology annotation, cellular component: axon; plasma membrane.
GGACGUGCACGGUUUAGCGGAUGAUGGAAAUUGCAGUGCAAGUGUAAGCUAGUUGAAGAGGCAAUUGUGAGUUGAGCUAGAAAGAGAACCUAUUGGUGUGGUCGGUGUAGAUGAGGAGGUGCAGAGGUGGCCACCCAACUGGCCUAUGAUUGCAUAUGUGUGAAUGAGAGAGAGAACGUCAGCGUAGUUUGCAAGUGCAGAAUAAUUGCGAGCACAUUACUUUGGGAGUGAGUGAAUUGCAUCUUGGUGUUGUUGAUGUAGACAGUGGUUAUAUGGUUUCGGUGUUGCUGUCUGUGUCGGUGUUGAUGGCGAUGCUUAAUGUCGGUUGAAGCUGGUGAGCGACGCAAGCGACUUCGUAAAUGUCAAGUGUAAUGCCACAAACGCAAAUGCCUGCGCCUAUAAAGCACUAGCAAAAGCAACAACAAAGACAAUAAUACAAAUUUGUAGCACAAACAAUUGUGAGUGUGAGUGGCGAGCGAGCGAGCGCGCGGAAAUCGGAAACGGAAAAGCCGUAGCAUUAGAGAAAAUAUAUACAAGUAAAAGAGAACGUGUGCCAAAAACGCAACGGGCGACUUUCGAAAAGCAUCCGCCAUCGUGUAAGCAGCUGCACAUUAAUGUGUUGAGUGUGUACAAAUAUUGAAUGCAACAAAAAAAAAGGAACAACGACAAAGCGAAUUGAAUUGAAGUGCCAGUAGUAAUAAUAAAUUUGACUCAACUUUAAAGGAAUCAAACGAUUUAAUCAGUGCGCGGCUGACAAGCGAUGUGGAAAGUUCAAGCCAACGAAAAUCGGUAGAUAUUUUUGGGAUGUGUUUGGAAAUUAAAUACAUAGAACCGAGUUACAUGCAUGUGUUUGUGUAUUUUGCACUCGGGGAAAUAAUUUAAUAAAACGGAACUUAUUCAAUGCAAAACAAGAAAAUUAAGAAAUAUUAAUGGAAAAAGUUUGUGCCAAAAUCCGUUAACUUAAAGUAUCAAAACUUGUCAAAUAUUCAAUAUUAAUAAGAAUAAUUAAAUCAAAAUAAAAAAAAAUAAAAAACACGUAUUUCAGUGCAUUUAAAAUCAGUUUUUACGCGAAGGUUAUACCAAACAAUUUUUCUUCCUAAAAAUAAAUGAAACUGAUGAAGAAUAAAAACAAAAAUCUAAACGAAAACUGCAAAAUUAGUAAAUAAUACCAAAUUAAAAUAGAAUAAAAGUACUAAAUUUUAAAUAAAAGAUCACGCGUCAGUAAAACCCUUAAAAAACCACACAAAAAUUGUAAAAAUAUAUUUUAAUGUGAAAAUAAGUUUUUAUUUAGUUAACGAAGCUAAGUAAGUGAAAAAAAAUAAUAGCAAAGAUCAAAAAACAUUCGAUGUAAAAAAAUGUAUUCCAAAAAAUUAUUUAUGCAUUAUUAAUUAAUGCACACAGAAAUGCUCUAAUACCAUUAAAAACCAAAGUAAAAAAGGAGAAAAAUAAAAAGAAUUAAGCGUAGUGUAAAAAAGCGGCAAGCUGACUCUCUUCAAAUCUGGAGCAGUUGUUUGAACAGGAAAAUAUAUCUGAUACUAAACAGGAAAGCGGCAAUAAGAAUACAUAAAAACAAAUACGAGAAUAACAAAGAUUAAGACGGCACGCAGUCAAAACAUGGCAGUCAAAACAAAAGUCAUGCAUAUUAGUUGCUACAUUCUUGUGCUUGUGUUGCUAUCAAAUCUCGAUGCCACAUCGGCCGAAGCCUUCGACACACAUCUGCGCGGUCCCGGCUUUGUGAUGGAGCCACCCGGACGUGUUGAAUUCUCCAAUUCGUCUGGCGGUUGGCUUGAUUGUUCGGCAUCGGGUAGCCCGCAGCCAACCAUCGAUUGGGUACAUGCGGAUGGCACAGCAGUCUCAGAGAUCCACGGGGUGCGACGUGUACUGCGCAAUGGCACGUUGGUGCUCUUGCCAUUUCCGGCGGCGGCUUAUCACCAGGACGUACACAAUACGAUUUAUCGCUGCAUCGCUAGUAACAGUGUGGGGCGCAUUGUGUCGCGCGAUGUGCAAGUGCGUGCCGUUGUUGCGCAAGCAUACAAAGUGGAUGUCGAGGUGCUCUCUGCCGCCCGAGGAUGUACUGCCAUAUUGCGCUGCGUCGUCCCGACGUUCGUAAAGGAAUUGGUGAGAGUGGUCUCAUGGGUUCAUGAACCUGCUAUCUACAUCUAUCCAUCGCUGCAAGGAGAUGGUAAAUUCCAUUUACUGCCCACCGGUGAAUUACUUAUUCACAAUCUACAGGAGAGCGAUGAAUCACAAUCGUUUCGUUGCCGUAGUAUGCACCGUUUAACGCGCCGAGUGGUUGUCAGCUCGCCUACUCGUCUCAGGAUUAACUCUCAUCGUGGCAUCAUUUCCCCAAGCGUCGUCGAGCACACCUCUCAUGUACAAGUUUCACAAGAUGAAGGCGCUGUUCUGUUGUGCGUAGCUCAAGGUUGCCCAUCACCGGAGUACAGCUGGUAUACACACAACGGUCCUGGUCCAUUACCCGUGCUCAGUGGUCCACGCGUGCGUCUACUUGGUCCGAUAUUGGCCAUCGAAGCGGUAACGAGUGAAGAUUCUGGUGUAUACAAAUGUACGGCUAGCAAUGUGGGCGGAGAAGCGAGCGCUGAAUUACGUCUCACAGUGGCCGCGCCCAUACAAGUAGAGAUCUCACCAAAUACGCUGAGCGUACACAUGGGCGGCAAUGCGGAAUUUCGUUGCAUUGUUACGAGCAAUGGAAGUCCGGUGGGCAUGCAGAAUAUUCUCUGGUACAAAGAUGGACGACAAUUGCCAUCAUCGGGUCGCAUAGAGGAUACAUUGAUGGUGACACGAGUGAGUCGUGAAAAUCGUGGCAUGUAUCAAUGUGUGGUGCGGCGACCUGAGGGCGACACCUUUCAGGCGACAGCGGAAUUGCAGUUGGGAGAUGCACCACCAGUGCUGCUGUACAGCUUCAUCGAACAAACACUGCAACCGGGACCGGCAGUGAGCUUGAAAUGCUCAGCAGCCGGAAAUCCAACACCGCAAAUUUCAUGGACAUUGGACGGAUUUCCACUUCCAUCAAACGGAAGAUUUAUGAUUGGGCAAUACAUCACAGUCCAUGGCGAUGUAAUUAGUCACGUCAACAUUAGCCACGUCAUGGUUGAGGAUGGUGGCGAAUAUUCGUGCAUUGCGGAGAAUCGUGCGGGAAAGGUGCAACAUGCGGCGCGCUUAAAUAUUUAUGGUCUUCCCUACAUACGCCUAAUACCGAAAGUCACGGCCGUGUCGGGCGAAACACUAGUCUUAAAAUGUCCCGUCGCUGGCUAUCCAAUCGAGGAAAUACACUGGGAGCGUAGCGGUCGCGAACUGCCUGAUGAUAUCCGACAACGCGUUCAACCGGAUGGCUCCUUGACCAUUAAUCCAGUACAGAAGAACACAGACUCGGGCGUGUACACUUGUUGGGCGCGCAACAAGCAGGGGCAUAGCGCGCGUCGUAGUGGCGAAGUCACUGUUAUAGUGCCUCCUAAAUUGAGUCCUUUUCAGACAUCCAUACUACAGCUAAACAUGGGUGAUCGCGCAUCACUUACCUGUUCCGUGGUUAAGGGCGACUUGCCUCUAACCAUCACCUGGCGCAAGGACAACAGACCCAUCGACCCGACGCAACACAUGUCCGUGAAGCAGGUGGAUCAGUACAACAGCAUAUUGGUAAUUGAAAAUCUUGGCUCCGAUCACACAGGCAACUAUUCGUGUGUGGUGCGAAAUUCCGCAGCGGAGGUGGAGAACUCGCAGGCGUUGCUUGUUAACGUGCCACCACGUUGGAUUGUCGAGCCGACCGAUGCAAAUGUGGAACGCAACCGCCAUAUUAUGUUGCAUUGUCAGGCGCAGGGAGUGCCAACGCCCAGCAUUGUUUGGAAGAAGGCUACAGGCAGCAAAUCCGGUGAAUAUGAGGAGGUGCGUGAACGACCAUUUACCAAACUGCUGACCAACGGCUCGCUGCUACUGCAACAUGUUAAGGAGGAUCGAGAAGGCUUUUAUCUAUGCCAAGCGAAUAAUGGCAUCGGUACUGGCAUGGGGAAAGUUAUACAGCUUAAAGUGAAUUCUUCGCCUUACUUUUCAUCCACUUCACGCUCGGUAACGGUGAAGAAAGGUGAUACAGCAAUUUUGCAAUGCUCAGUCAGCGGUGACAAGCCGAUAAAUAUCGUUUGGAUGCGUUCGGGCAAAAAUACGCUUAAUCCAUCAACAAAUUACAAAAUUUCGGUGAAACAGGAAGCUACGCCUGAUGGUGUUUCUGCUGAACUGCAAAUCCACAUGGUGGAUGCCAGCGAUAGUGGGCCAUAUUUUUGUCGUGCCAGCAAUCUCUAUGGCAAUGAUCAGCAAUUGGUGCAGCUGCAGGUACAGGAACCACCUCAACCACCAACCGUUUUGGAGGCAGCUAUGAUUUCCAGCCGUUCAGUGAAUUUGAAAUGGCAACCGAAAACAAUGAAUACGGCGGAUAUCUCGAAAUAUAUCGUUGAAUUUAAGGAAAUGGACUCGCUCUUUAUCGAGCAGUGGCAACAUGUUGAAGCCAAGGAUCCGCCCUCAUUCACUGCGUUAGUCGAAAAUCUGAAGCCAGCAACACGUUAUUCCUUUCGCGUGAUAGCCGAGGGCACUGCUGGCCGCAGUGCACCCAGUCAAGAGUUAGUGGUGCGCACCGAACCGCAGCGCCCAGCCGGACCACCGCUCAAUCUCUCAGUACGUCCAUUGUCUUCCACUGAGUUGCUCGUCAGUUGGUUGGCGCCGCUUGCCGAACUACGUCAUGGCGAUAUACAAGGCUACAAUGUUGGUUACAAAUUGGCCAGUUCGGGCAACUCUGCAUACAAUUUUACCUCAGUAUCUGGCGAUGGCGAUGGUGGCACUGGCGAACUCUUGUUAAGUGGUCUACAAAAAUUUGCACGUUACAAUGUGGUUGUACAAGCCUUCAAUCAAGUGGGACCUGGACCCCUCUCCGAACCAGUAUCGGCGCAAACAAUGGAGGAUGUACCCAGCCGACCGCCAGAGGAUAUUCGCUGCGCUGCGCUGACCUCCCAGUCGCUGCAAGUUUCCUGGCAACCGCCACCGAUAUACCACACCAACGGUCUACUACAGGGUUAUAAACUAAUUUUCGAACCCAUUCUUGAUGACUUUUCACUCAAUAAGGACGAGGUUGAAUCACGGAAGACAACCGCAUUAACCACAGUGCUGACAGGAUUACGCAAGUACACUAACUACAGCAUUCAAGUGCUAGCACACACACGCAUGGGUGACGGCGCGCUGUCCAACCCACUUUACUGUCAUACCGAGGAGGAUGCGCCCGAAGCACCGGCAGACAUGAAAGUAGUCGUUAGCUCACCACAAUCUUUAUAUGUUUCGUGGCUGCCACCUACAGAACCAAAUGGGGUCAUUACAAAAUACAACCUUUACACGCGCGUUGUAAAUGGUCGAGAGGAGUUGAACAAUGAGAAGCGUAGUCUGCCAUCACAGCAGGCGCACUAUGAGGCGAAAAAUUUGCACCCACACAUGGAAUAUCAAUAUUGGGUGACGGCUUCUACGCGUGUUGGUGAAGGCAAAAGCUCGCGUGUUGCAUCUCAAAUUACAACAAAUCGUGUGCCCGCACGCAUUGUCUCCUUCGGCGGACCGAUUGUGCGUCCAUGGCGUUCAACCGUUACGUUGCCAUGCACGGCGGUUGGCAAACCGAAACGUGAAUGGUAUAAGGCAGACUUGCCGCUGCGACAAGGUGGUCUGCACAACUCACAGUUACUUGAUUCAGGUGACUUGAUUAUAUCAAGUUUGCAGAUUUCGGAUAGCGGUAACUACAGUUGCCAGGUGGACAACGGCAUUGGCACAGAUCGUCUCACUCACGUAUUGCUAGUGCAAGUGCCACCAUCGGCGCCGGUUUUGUAUGUGACUAGUGCAACAUCGAGCAGUAUUCUAAUGCACUGGAAGUGCGGAUUCACUGGCAAUGCACCCAUCACAGGCUAUACGCUCUUCUAUCGUCGUGCUAACAGUAAUAUGGAUGAGAUGCUUUUAUCACGUCACGCAUCUAGUCACGAACUAAAGGGUUUGGUGUGUGGUAGCACUUAUCAAAUCCAUUUGACGGCUCACAAUAAGGUGGGCACUUCUCCGGCCAGCAUCACUCUGCAUGUGCGCACGCAAGGUCAGUCUCCCGGAAUGCCAUCAACUACCAGCCUGAUUGCGCCCAACUCUACUUCGGUAUUGGUGCGAUUACAUACAUGGCCGGACAAUGGUUGCCCUUUGCUUUACUUUGUGCUACAAUAUCGGCCGGUGACCGAUGAGGUAGAGCGCGAUUGGAUACUGGUAUCGAACGCCUUAAAACCGCAACGUCGUUUCACUAUUUCCGGCCUACAGCCAUCAACUCUGUAUCAGCUGCGCAUGGAGGCGCAUAAUGUGGCCGGUGUUUCUCAGGCCGAAUUCACAUUUGUCACGCUCACCAAGGAUGGAGAGCAGCCACCGCCGGAUAUUGUGCAGCGCGGUCAACGUGGCGCCAAUGUUUUCUAUGGAAAUGUGAAUCUAUUGAUACCGAGCAUUGCCACGUUGUCAGGCAUGAUUUGCACAAUUGCGCUAGUAGUCAUGUGCUAUCGACAUAAACAAGGAAAUCGUAUACAAAAGGAAUCGCUGGAGAAUCGUCAGAACUCGGAGGCAGCACAACGGGAACGGUAUUAUGCCACCAUUCACAAAGUGUCGAUGCAGAAUAAUGACAAAAUUCCUGAGACAUCCGAGGAUAUUUCACCGUAUGCCACAUUUCAAUUAUCCGAGACGGGAAACAUGUCACAGCCACAUCAUGCCGGCCCAGCUAAUACGCUUUUGCAUUCGUUCAUGUAUCACGAGCGUGCAUUGACCGAGGGUUGCUCUUCACCACCACCCGCAGCGUCUUCCAAGAAUCGCCGCCGCCAUUCGCGUAAAACCGAACCAGAGAGUGAAGAAUCCGAAUCAGAUCAGGAUCAAUUGACAUCAAGCCGCACGGAGUCAUCCAAUCAACAUGAGGGGAAAAUUAAACAUAGUAUCAUCUACCAUGGAGCACAAUCAAGCACAUCCUCAGAUCUCUCACCAAUGUCCGAGCAAAAAUCAUUGCCACGCCGCGGUCGCUCAAGGUACCAUCAUCAACAAUAUCAGUUUUCCACAAAUACAACACCGCGCCAUCAUAACAGUAGCAAAAAUAACAACAUGAACACCACAUCUGCAAAUAACUCGACAAAGAUACUAUCACCACGCGGUGUUUGUGGUAGUGCUGGUGGUGGUGGUGGUAUUGGCAGUAUGGGUGGUAGUGGUAGUGGUGGUGGUGGUGGUAAUCUAAAAUCAAUUUCAAGCACAUUCAAAUCACAAGACUCCAUACAAUGCCAUAUACCCACGCUGGUGAAGUCACCAUCUGUAACACAACAACAACAUCAGCAACAACUACAAAAACAUCAUCAACUACAAAAAACCAAUGUCACCACCAAUGCAACCACAAAUAGUUUAAAUAGUACUAACAGUAGUAGUUGUAGUAGUAGCAUCACCACCUCCAAUAAAAACAAACUAUCACAGCAACAACCCAUAUUGAUAACCCCAAAAAUAGCACAUCAUCCACAACAUCACAAUUUGAUCAGCGCUUCACACCCCACACAUCAACUUAAUCAACCUGAUUCAACCACAGACCUUCUAGACAGUAGUUGUAACAAUCCCAUUGCAUCUGUAGGUCCCGUUACUUGCAUGCCAUCAUCACAAUUCCGACCCAUACCCCAUAAAACGGUACCCGCUUCGGUGGCAAAUGCCAAUGUGAGCGGCGAAAGUGGUGGUACCAUACUUAAUCCAUCUACCGCACCCUUGUCGUCGAAAUUCUUUUCAGCCACAACACUACCUAAAUAGGAUACGGCCAACGGGGGUAGUCUGGAUCUCGACGGGGGGAGCCUUAUGAGCAGUCUGGGCUAUGAUAGUGAAAUAUCGUGCACCUAUAUGGACCCUAUAGAUCAAACAUGAGAUUAGUGGAUGGAGGGAUUGGAGGGAGGUGAACUAAAAGUGGAAUUUUAUUAAACGGAAUGUAGAUGUCUUUCAAAUAUGGUAGAUAUGACGUAGAUAGAUAUUAUUUUGGUGUGCGUGGUGGGGUAUCCCUUGAAGUUGAAAAAAUAUGCAUAUUUUAAGUGAAAAGGCGUUGGUAUUUUUGUAUUUGUUAUUUUUUAUAUAUAUAUUAUAUUAUUUUUUAGGUAUAAUACAUAUAUCUACAUAUAUUGUGUGUGAUUGAGUAUACAGGGUCAUCGCGUUAAGGCCGAAAAACAUUUUGAGAAGGCUGGAGCAGUGUCAUUAGGCCUAAAACAGCUGAUGAAGGGACACAUUUUGAGUCUAUUGCUUCCUGAUUGACAGUAAAUAUAA